CUGCGCCCGAAAUGGAGCUCGACACAGCGCAUAUUGACACCUCGCAGGUGCUGAGCAGCGCGGAGGAGAUCCCUCGGUACCCCAAGCCCCCUCCCCUACCCCAUCCGCUGAAAGGCAAGAUGGGCAGGGGGAAGGUGGAAAUCAAGCGCAUUGAUAAUGCCAGCAGCCGGCAGGUGACCUUCUCCAAGCGGCGCAACGGGCUGCUGAAGAAGGCCUACGAGCUGUCGAUUCUUUGCGACGCGGACAUCGCGGUGAUCAUCUUCUCGCCGAGCGGGAAGCUCUUCGAGUACGCCAACUCCAACAUGAAGGAUCUGCUGGAGAGGUACAUGAAUUGCCCGCAGGAGACGAGAGAGAAGAGGAGGGUAGAUAACAACGAUUACAUCAACAGGGAGCUGAGGAGGCUGAGAGAGGACUGCGAGUCGAUGAAGAGGGAGAGGAGGCAGUUUUGUGGGGAAGAGCUGGACGCGUUGUCGUCGGACAAUCUGGAGCAGCUGGAGAUGCAACUGGAGGAGAGCCUGAGGAGGGUGAGGUCGAGGAGGCUGGAUGCGUACAGGAACGAGCUGGAUAUACUGCGGCGGAAGGUGUCGGAGCUGGAGCAGUCGGCGGCGGCGAAUUCCGCGGCGGUGGCGGCGGCGUCCGCGAUGGUGGUGACGGCAUCGACGGUGGCGGCGCAGCAGCAAUCGAUGGGGAUGCCGCCGCCGCCUUCCGCGUGCUCGUCGCCGUGUAGCCAGGUGAGCAGCGCGGUGGCGGCUGCGGCGGCCGUCGCCGCCGGGCUGUCGGUUGCGCAGGGGGGCGCGUCCGCUCAUCACCACCACGUGCAGCACUCGGCGCAGCAGCAGCAGCAGGCGGCGGCGGCGGCGGCGGCCGCGGCGUCGCAGCAGUCCGCGCAGCAGCAGGCGGCGGCGCAGCAGCAAGCGGCGGCGCAGCAAGCGGCGGCGCAGCAGGUCGCCGCUCAGCAUGCGGCGGCGGCGGCGGCCGCGCAGCAGCAGCAGCAGCAGCAGCAGCAACAGCACCAGCAGCAGCAGCAGCAGCAGGGCCCGCAGCACCACCUGGGGAGCAUGGCCGUCGGCCUCCACUCCCAGGGAAUGCGAGAGAUGAUCCGCCUUCAGCAUGGCGCGCUGCAGGGCCUCUCCAUGCCUAUGUUGGCCGCGCCGGGUGGGGGCAUCCCCCUGGGAAUGUUCGCAGGCCCACCCCUUCGACGAAAGAAAAAGAAGAGGAAGAAGGAGAAGAAGAAGACAAGCAAAAACGAUGAGCAGGAGGAAGAAAAGAGCGCGGCGGGAGUGCGCAAGUGGAGGAAGGGAAAGGUGGCUGUUAUUAUUAGUACUAUAAUAGGAAACAAGCAGAUCGCAGAGAAGGGGGAUCGCAACGAUGAUGACAGUCGUGUCCAUUCGUGGAAGGCGAAGACAUGGAGAGAGGCGAGAGUGAGUCAACUGAUGGGAAUGAAUCUGGACACGAUCUUGGUGAUGAUGACGAUGAUGAUGAUGAUGAUGAUGGAGAAAGGCGGGGAGUUGGCGAAAGGCGAGAGUAACUGCUUGGUGAUGAUGAUGAUGAUGAUGAAGUUUAUGAUGGUGAAGAUUAUGACCAAGAUGAUGAUGAUGAUGAUGAUGAUCUGGAGGUGGACAAAGGCGAGAGAGUAAUUGAGGGGAAUGAGAUGGAGAUGGAGAAGAUCUCUCUCACUUUCGUCCUCAUGUCUGGAGAACG
This is a messenger RNA of Chara braunii, 1701 nucleotides long. The record is from the annotation of a GenBank genome assembly. NCBI's taxonomy places the organism in Eukaryota, Viridiplantae, Streptophyta, Charophyceae, Charales, Characeae.